Molecule: messenger RNA, 1422 nt
Organism: Vicia villosa (hairy vetch)
Lineage: Eukaryota; Viridiplantae; Streptophyta; Magnoliopsida; Fabales; Fabaceae
Exons: 4
Coding region: 1-1422 (473 amino acids)
Source: RefSeq, a predicted model, not a curated record
AUGACAGAGAUGAGGAGAUUUUUGGUUGAUAGAGAAAGUACUGAGAAUGUGAAUGUUGAGCAAGCGGAAGCCGAAUUACAAUCAAUACCUAAUAAUGUGAUGGAUGAGUUUAAUCCAAAUGAGAUUGUGCGUUAUCCAGGUCUUAGGAAACAAAUUAAUGAGUAUGCUCCGGAUAUUCAAGACCAAAAACCCGGGAGGGCCGAGCACUUUGGUUUUGAAGUCUUCACUAAAAGUGGAUAUAAAGAUUGGAAGCAUGCAUCUCAAGGCUUGAAAGAUCACGUUGGUAGUCAUAAUAGUUUGCAUAACUCAUGUGUCAAGCACUACGAUGAUUAUAAUAAUCAAAGACAAAGUGUGGCUAGUAAGUUUGCUAGAGCAACCAAGGAAUCAGAAGAAUUAUAUAAGAUUCGUUUGACUUAUUCUGUAGAUUGUUCAAGAUAUCUAAUUGCACAAGGCAUGGCUUUCCGUGGCCAUGAUGAAUCCUCUAUUUCUCUAAAUAAGGGAAAUUUUAGAGAGAUGGUAAAUUGGGUAAAAGCUAAGGAUGAACAAGUGAGUGAUGCUUUUAAUCGUGGUGGAAAAAAUUGCACAAUGAUUUCUAGUGACAUUCAAAAGGAGCUUGCAAUGUGUUGUGCACAUGAAGUUACCAAGGAGAUUAUGGAAGAGCUUGGUGAUAUACAAUUUUACGUGCUUAUUGACGAGCCACGUGAUAUAUCUAUCAAAGAGAAAAUGGAGGUGAUGUUGAGGUUUGUUAACGACAAAGGGCAUAUUGUGGAACGAUUCAUUGCUCUACAUCAUGUCAAAGAUACUACAUCUGAGGCAUUAAAGGAUGCUCUUUAUGGUAUUCUUGAUAAGUACACGUUAUCUAUUUCAAGGAUACGAGGGCAAGGAUAUGACGGAGCUUCAAAUAUGAGAGGUGAAUUUAAUGGUUUGCAAAGAAAGAUUCUAGAUGAAAACCCUUAUGCUUUCUAUGUCCAUUGUUAUGCUCACCGUUUGAAAUUGGUUGUUGUGUCUGUUGCUAGUAGUUGCUCAUCUAUUCAUGAUUUCUUUGAGUACAUAUCCUUAAUUGUGAACACAACAAGUGCAUCUUGUAAGAAGAGAGAUGCUUUGACGGAGGCUCAACACCAAGAUAUUUUAAAUCAACUUGAGAGGGGUGAGAUAUCUAAAGGAAGGGGAUUGCACCAAUCAUCUAGUCUCACUAGACCCGGGAAUACUAGAUGGGGUUCACAUCAUACUACAUUGCUUCGUUUGGAUCAAAUAUGGCCAUCUGUGUUAAAGUUGUUUGGUAUCACAAAUGAGCUUUCAAAUGUCUUGCAAAGAAAAGAUCUUAAUAUUGUGAAUGCCAUGGAAUUAGUUGAUGUUGUCAAAGCUCGGCUGGCCACAAUGAGAGAUAGUGGUUGGGAUAAUUUAUUUGCCGAUGUACAAUAA